AUGAUGCUCUCGCGAGUGAUACAGAGUGGCGGCGCUGGACGGUUUGCGGCCGUACGGUUUGCGUCGACAAACACCAUGAACUAUUUCCAACAGCGUAGUUUGCCCAUCAACACUGUGGUCAAGUUUGUUCCCCAGCAACAAGCCUGGGUGGUUGAGCGAAUGGGUCGGUUCAACCGGAUUCUCCAGCCUGGGCUGGCGGUUUUGGUGCCAUUUCUGGAUAAAAUCGCCUAUGUCAAGUCUCUAAAGGAGAAUGCGGUCGAGGUGCCGCGGCAAAGCGCAAUCACGUCGGACAACGUGACACUAGAAAUGGACGGAAUUCUAUACGUUCGGAUCUUCGACGCUUAUAAGGCGAGUUACGGGGUCGAGGACGCGGAGUACGCUAUUUCACAGCUUGCUCAGACCACCAUGCGUUCUGAGAUUGGCCAGCUCACGCUAGACCAUGUUUUGCGAGAACGCCAGCAGCUGAAUCUGAAUAUCACCGCAGCCAUCAACGAGGCGGCCAAGGAAUGGGGUAUUACUUGCCUAAGAUACGAAAUUAAGGAUAUCCACCCCCCGAACGAGGUUUUGGAAGCAAUGCACCGCCAGGUCAGUGCGGAGCGGUCCAAAAGAGCUGAAAUUCUCGAGUCCGAGGGUCAUCGUCAGGCCGCCAUCAAUAAAGCCGAGGGUACCAAACAGAGUAUUAUUUUGGCCGCCGAGGCUACGGCUCAAGGUAUCCGCCAGGUUGCUGAUGCUAUUGCUGCUUCUCCACAGGGCCGGGACGCUGUUUCAUUGCAAGUGGCGGAUCGUUAUGUUGAUGCGUUCGGCAAGCUGGCCAAGGAGUCCAACACGGUCGUGAUUCCGCAAAAUCUCGGCGAUAUGGGCAGUAUGAUCGCCGGUGGAAUGGCAAUUUUCGACAAGGUGUCUCAAAAAAAAUCCGUAGAGCCCGAGUCCAAAUAA
Molecule: messenger RNA, 936 nt
Organism: Wickerhamiella sorbophila
Lineage: Eukaryota; Fungi; Ascomycota; Dipodascomycetes; Dipodascales; Trichomonascaceae
Exons: 1
Coding region: 1-936 (311 amino acids)
Cellular component (GO): membrane
Source: RefSeq, a predicted model, not a curated record